Populus trichocarpa (black cottonwood) is the source of this 1647-nucleotide messenger RNA. RefSeq names its product hydroxyethylthiazole kinase. Gene Ontology annotation, molecular function: hydroxyethylthiazole kinase activity; magnesium ion binding; ATP binding. Gene Ontology annotation, biological process: thiamine biosynthetic process. NCBI's taxonomy places the organism in Eukaryota, Viridiplantae, Streptophyta, Magnoliopsida, Malpighiales, Salicaceae. The transcript is spliced from 2 exons. Bases 223 to 1065 code for a protein of 280 amino acids. The record is from RefSeq and is a predicted model, not a curated record.
UAUUAUUCUUCGAACCACCCAAUCUUUGGUACAUCUGCAACAGCAGGCCACUGGUUACCUGAACCCGAACUCUUUCACCUGCAACUCCCUCCCUGUCUCCUCGGCCAUCCAGGAAAAACCAUAACCAGCAGAAGCAGCGACACCUCCAAAACAAAUAACAAUCCACCUAGAAAUAUACAGCCUUUUUUGACGUACAGAGAGAAAGAAGCAUAAAAGAAAUCCAUGGAACCCAGCAACCUCAACAAAGAACAAGACCAGAACUCGUGGGCCCUUAAUGCUUGGACCCUUCUCUCCAAACUCCGUGACCAAUCUCCACUCAUACAGUGCAUCACCAAUUUUGUUUCAAUGGACCUUAUGGCCAACACUCUCUUAUCUGCUGGUGCAUCACCGGCCAUGAUACACUCUAUAGAAGAAAUUCAAGACUUCACUCCCCAUAUCCACGCGCUUUGUAUUAACGUGGGUACACUAUCUCCUGCCUGGUUACCGGCCAUGAGGGAAGCUGCUCUGGUAGCUGAUAAAGCAGGGAAGCCUUGGAUUCUUGACCCUGUUGCUGCCGGAGCUUCUCGUUUCCGGUUGAAGGCUUGUUUGGAGCUUGUUGGGUUGAAGCCCAGUGUUAUUAGAGGAAAUGGGUCCGAGAUUAUUGCUCUUUCUAAGGCUUCUUUAGGAGCCACUAAGGGUGUAGAUAGCUCUCAUGAGUCGAUGGAUGCAAUGGAAGCAGCAAAGUCCUUGGCUCAGUCAAGUGGGGCCAUAGUUGCUGUCUCAGGCGCUGUUGAUAUCAUUACAGAUGGCCACCGAGUUGUUGGUGUUCAUAAUGGAGUCUCCAUGAUGCAAAAGAUCACAGCAACAGGAUGUGCUGUCACUGCCCUUAUUGCUGCAUUCGUUGCUGUCGAUCCAUUGCAUGCUUUGGAAGCAACAGCUUCAGCAUUGUCCAUAUUUGGCAUUGCUGGGGAGAUGGGAAUGGACAUGGCCAAAGGUCCUGCUUCAUUGAGAAUGCACUUGAUCGAUUCCCUGUAUAAUCUUGAUCAAGCUGCUGUAUCUUCUCGCUUAAAGGUUUCCAGUCUAUGAUGACACUGGAGGAGCUCUAUAAAGAUGGUAUGUCAAACAAUAAAACAAUCUAUUUGAGAUUUUGAGCUGUAUUAGUGCUCAUAGAUUAGUGAUACAAUAACUGGCCGACCUUUACAACUUUAACCGCAAUAAAUGUUUUGUAUCAGGCAAUGAUCUGGUAACUGAUUCACAGUUUUUUAGAAAAAUGGGCUGCUGUCAUCUUGUGUAGAUUCCGAAUUGCUGCCUGGGAUGGUUUGUCUUCCUUCCCUCCCUCGUGGGAGAGGGAUGCUAAUUUUCUGUUUAAAACUUAUACAGUGACGAUCCUUGUCUGCUACAAUUGUUCAUAAAGAACUUAUUAAAUUCAUGGAGAACAUAAGCUGAUUUGGUGCUUCUUAGUGUGAAAUCUGGCAUAUUACCAUUACUCUUUUCUAAGGCGUUCAUUCAGUAAAGAAAUUUCCCUUUUUCUUUUUGUCAUCUCAAACACGAGCUUGGUGUUUCAGAAAAGCAUGAAUUUUGUAAACUUUUUCUUUGGAUUUGUACCUCUAGUUUCCGGGUCGGACUCGGAUGUCUCUGUUGAACACAGACUAAAGUGCGUCAUUACUG